CACCAGCGACCGGGCGCAGCGGAGCGGAGCUGUCCACACAUUCAGCACUUUGACCCACAGGAUAAAUCUUCCUCCCGGACAACCCGAGACAGCUUAUUUUAGGAUGGCGUCUAAAUACUUCGGCCUUUUUGUCCUUUUCCAGCUUCUAGCCCUGAAUGUAGUGAGCCAGAUAUCUGCCUUCCCCACACCUACAGCCUCAGCGGAUGAUAAAACGGUGUACAACAGACAGUUGACAGAAGAAAGACCACUACAAGAGCAGAUUGCUGAGGCGGACAGCGUGAAGGCUGCAGUACAGUCAGCGGAGAGCAAGCGCCCCGCGGCCUCCAAGGACGCAGAGUCAGAGAAGGACCUCGACGACUUCACUGUGUUGAAGUCGCUGGCGGAUGGCCGGAAAUCCAAGGAGACCACGGAGGUGCCACCAAAGAAGGAGGACCAGCACGUCCCAGAUGAAUCAGACUCGACCAAGAGCCGGCGUCUGGCUGAGGACUACGACUCCACUAAGACCGGGAUGGACUACGGCAAGUACCAGGAUGACCCAGAGAGUUUCCGCCAGGUCGACGGCACCCCGCUGACAGCAGAGGACAUCGUCCAGAAGAUCGCAAACAAGAUCUACGAGGAAGACGACAGAGGGGUGUUCGACAGGAUCGUAACGAAACUGCUCAAACUGGGGCUGAUCACGGACAGCCAGGCAGAUACUCUGGAAUACCAGGUGGCCGAGGCUCUCCAGGACCUCAUCACCAAAAACGCCAAGAACAACGAGAUUGAUGACGACAACAGCGACGACCAAGAAACCAAGGGGGAGCAGGACGCCCAGGGCUCAGACACUAACAAGGACACGUGGGAGACUCCCAGGCGCGGCUACAACAAGGACGAGGACGAUGACGAAGAAAACGAGGAUGGGGUCGAGGACGAGGUGGACAUGGAUGCAGAAGAAGAAGGGGGCGACACAGCCGCUAAGACCUGGGACAAAGUCACCGAGGAGGGCAACGAGGUGAGCCCCGAAGACGGGCUCCAGGAUCUGCAGUACUUCCCCAAUUUCUACCGCCUGCUCAGGAGCCUCGACUCAGAUCAAGACACCCAGGAGAGAAAGACAUUGAUCACCAUCAUGAAGACGCUUAUCGACUUUGUGAAGAUGAUGGUGAAGUACGGCACCAUCACGCCAGAGGAGGGCGUGUCCUAUCUGGAAAACCUGGACGCAAUGAUAGCCAUGCAGACCAAGAACAAGCUGGGCAAGGCUCUCGGGCUUCCUGACUUCACCAGACCCAACGGAAAGAAUUUGGAUGAGGAAGACAACACCAAGGCCGAGGCCGCCAAGAUGCAGAAGGAGUAUGAGAACCUGAAAGACUCAACCAAGGAGGAGCAGCCAUCCACUGAGACCAAUCAUCCUGGCAAGUCCGAGAUUUAUCUGGAGGCCAUAAGGAAGAACAUCGAGUGGUUGAAGAAACACGACAAAGAAGAGGGCAAAGAUGAUUAUGACCUGUCUAAACUGAAGGACUUCAUGGACCAGCAGGUUGACUCUUACAUUCAGAAGGGCAUCAUCGCCAAGGAUGAGGGCGACACCAUCAAGAGGAUCUACAGCAGCCUGUAACGCUGACGCCCAUCACCCCGCCCCUCUGGCAACACAGGACUGAAUCUGAUAUUAACAAAAACACUGACUCCUUACAUAUAUUUCGUAUGGCACGGUAAAAUAUGUACUGUGUAUUCAAAACUACCUGCUGAGGGGAACUUGUUAACCCUCCCAGACAUUCCCAAAAUUUAUCAAGAGAAGGGAAUGAAUAAAACUAUCAACACAAACUUUAGUGAUUCUUUAUAGCUGCCCGAUUAUAUUUGCACGCCAAAGAUCGCAGAGUAAUAAUCCCUAGAAUAUUAUUGAGAGAAAUCAGAGUAUUUUAUGUAACCACCUCACAUCUCCAACUAAAAGCCAGCGUUUACUCCAACCUGGGAAAUGAAUGUCUUGAGAGUAUAAUGCCAUAGCUUUGUCUUCAACCUUUUCCAAUAUACCUUUUGCAGCAACAUGCAUAUAUAUCAACGUGUACUCAUUCAAUGUAACCUGAUUUAGAUGAUUAUAUUUACUUUUUCCAGUGUACAUGUACGGUCUUUAUGUGAUCUUGCUUUUUAUUUGACCCAAAAAAAUAUUUGUUGUGCAUCAUGUCAAUGAUCUCUGUAUUUCUGUUAUCUUUUGCUGUAGUUAUUCUCGGGGCCCACUAGGGGCCACCGUUUGUACCAUUAAUGCUCUCUGCGUGUCUCUGACUUCAACAUUUCCAUCUCUAGAGCAUCAAGAUACGUAUUUUUAAAUGUAAAUAUUUGUGAUUUCUUCCUAAAGUUUAAAAGCAAUUAAAACGUUGCCUUUU
Pseudoliparis swirei is the source of this 2351-nucleotide messenger RNA. RefSeq names its product secretogranin III (gene scg3). Gene Ontology annotation, biological process: protein localization to secretory granule. Gene Ontology annotation, cellular component: secretory granule membrane. The transcript has 12 exons. Lineage: Eukaryota; Metazoa; Chordata; Actinopteri; Perciformes; Liparidae. The record is from RefSeq and is a predicted model, not a curated record. The coding region runs from base 104 to 1588 and encodes 494 amino acids.